GCCCUUUGCAAGGUGUUACCCCUGCCGGGACCCCCGGCUCCGUAGCCGUGAUGGAUCCGAUGGAGCUGGAGCUCUUGUCGAUUGCGUCUCAGUCGCUUCAACCAAUUGCCAGACGCCAUUCAGGCCUCGCCCCAUCCACCUCCAACCUCACCCUUGGCGCAAUGCCUUUCGACCAAAAGGAGCUGGGGCGACACAAACAGCAGCUGCACCGGCGGCACUCCGUUAGUGAGUUCCUACAACAGCAGCAGCAGCAGCAGCAAUGGCAGCGGCAGCUUCCGCAGCAGCAACAACAACAACUCCAUCAACAGGUGCAGCAGCAAUGGAGUGCGCAACAUCUUAAUCAACAGAUUCCCCACUUAUCCAUGUCUAUUAGCGG
Messenger RNA from Astrephomene gubernaculifera, 376 nucleotides. Lineage: Eukaryota; Viridiplantae; Chlorophyta; Chlorophyceae; Chlamydomonadales; Astrephomenaceae. The record is from the annotation of a GenBank genome assembly.